Molecule: messenger RNA, 5802 nt
Organism: Nothobranchius furzeri (turquoise killifish)
Lineage: Eukaryota; Metazoa; Chordata; Actinopteri; Cyprinodontiformes; Nothobranchiidae
Product: un-named sa1614
Biological process (GO): positive regulation of GTPase activity
Cellular component (GO): cytoplasm
Molecular function (GO): protein binding; GTPase activator activity
Source: RefSeq, a predicted model, not a curated record
UGGGGACUUUGGGUUGGACUCUCUGGUGCCGAGGUCACUAAGGUGGUCAAAGAGGUCAAUAGACGGAUUGAUGCUGCGUCUGCAGUGAUGCGGGAGUUGUACCGGUCUGUCGUGGUGAAGCGAGAGAGCUGAGCUAGAAGCAAAGCUUUCGAUUUACCGGUCGAUCUACGUUCUAUGGUCACAAGCUUUGGGUAGUGACCAAAAGAACGAGAUCGUGGAUAAAGAUGGUUGAAAUGAGUUUUCUCCGCAGGGCGGCUGGGCUCUCCCUUAGAGAUAGGGUGACAAGCCUACAUUUGGGAGGGGCUCAGAGUAGACCCGCUGCUCCUCCACACCUUCUCAGUGGUAGAGUGUCUGCUGGGACUGGGAGAUCAUACCAAGACUUUAACAAUGGGACCCAAUGCCUCCCUACUUGACACUCAGCUUUAAGGGGUUGGAUUGUGGGUUAAACCACCAAAUCCCAAGUGCAUCCACCGCUCCUCACGGGGAUGGGUCAAACAGAGAGAGAGAAGUCUGGGAUCCCUGCUUAGGCCGCUGCCCCCGCAACCCCACCCCAGAUGGAUGGACAUGAAACAUUCACAUUUUCUUACAUUUUUUGCUAUAAAUAAAAUCUGAGUAUCAAAUGAUUUUUAACUUAAAUUAUUAUGAUGACGACAUGUUUGCAUUUAAAAAGAGGAGCUCUGAGGAACAGGUGAAAACGUUAAGUGUCAUAAAUGGUAAAAACACACAUCUGUAUCAGGUAAAAGUUUUAUAAGCACGUCCCUGGUGUAACAAUGGGACCGGAGACUCCCAGUUCUCCCAGUCUGCCCGCUAAGAGCUCGGUCAGUAGUGCGCGCUCCCGCGGCAGAGGGCUCCGCUCCGCCGCUGUUCCCCGUGAGCGCGCGUCUCCAUGCGGGUUAAUAAAGACGCUUUAAAGCAGCAAAAGCAGAAUAAGCCUCCGGUGAAGCGUUAUGACGCUGAGGCUGGACCGGAAAAAAAGAACUCGGUUUGAUCCUCCAGCGUGAUCCCGGUCCCGGUGUCGGAGGGGUUCCGAGCAGAACCUCCGCUCUUUGUCAGCCGGUUCCUCUCGCGGAGACCGGAACGCUUUGUGUUUUUUUUUUCUGAAUGAAGACGCUCACCGUUAGUUCGUCACACCGGGGAUCCGUAGUCCAUCUUAGUUAUUUUAGGGGUUCUGUGAAGUUUUUGCUGUUUGGGUUUUUAUUCCCGUCCGGACCGAGUCACCUUUUGUUCAGAGGACAGAAAAAAAGAGGCGUCUGAUGCUGCGGUUCAUUCACACUGAGCAGCUCUUAUUAUCCGUUCAUCCACCCCCUCUGGGUAAGUGUGCUGCUCCUCACCUGAAUAACAUUUUAUUUUAGUGACUCGGUUCGGUGCUGCUGCGGUGUGUGGCUCUGAUCCGUCAGUCCCCGAACUGCGCUUGGCGGUCCCGGUUCACCACUCUCCCAUUCCCGGUCCCAUUGAGCGCACCAUGCCGGAGAACGUGUCGGUGUCGGAGUUCGUGCAGGAGGUUCGGGAUGACUGGAGCUCCCCUACCACCUCCUCCUUCACCUCCAAGAUGAUCAGUUGCAGAAACACCGUCUACCUGCUGGAAGAGGCUCUGGACAGCGACCGGUUGGUGCUGCAGAAGAUGAAGAAAGCUGCUAAAGCCAAGUACACAUCAGGACAUGACCACGUGUCUCACGUGGAGCAGUACAUCAACUCCAUGGAGAAGCUCGCGGUGAACUGUCACUCAAAUGGAGAGAACGAGGUCGGCUCGGCCUUCUGCCGCCUGGCGGACUUUUCCAAAGAUCUCCUGUCUCCCAUGAAAAACCUGUUAAAGAGCAUGCUGCACAACAUCAACUUCUUCCUGGACUCUCUGGUCAAAGGAGAUCUGAGGGAGGUGAAGGGGGAUCUGAAGAAGCCAUUUGACCGAGCGUGGAGGGACUAUGAAAGCAGAUUCAAGCAGGUGGAAAAGGAGAAGAGGGAGUUAGCACGACAGUACGGAAUGGUGAGGAGUGAGGUGAGUGGAGGAGAAAUCGCUGAGGAGCUUGAGAAGGAGAGGCGCUCCUUCCAACUGAGCAUGUGCGAGUAUCUCAUUAAGGUAAACGAGAUAAAGACAAAGAGAGGUGUGGACCUGCUGCAGAACCUCAUCAAACACUACCACAGCCAAAACAAUUUUCUGCAGGAGUGUGCCUCGACCACUCAGAGGCUUAAACAGUACAUGGAGGAGCUGAACGGCGUUCUGAACACGGUGAAGCAGCGCCAGGAGGAGGAGAAGCGCCAGUUGAGUGCCCUGAGAGAUCAGCUGAGGCCAGUCGUCUACACAGAGCAGGAGUCUUUGCCGAAGCAGGUUUACAGCAUGCAUCAGCUUCUGGGAGACAAACAGUACGGAACAGAGCGAUCCGGAUUUCUCUACAAGAAGAGUGACGGGUUGAGGAAAAUGUGGCAGAAGAGGAAAUGUUCUGUGCACAACUGUUACCUGACCAUCGCUCAUGCCACUCCGAACAAACCUCCGACCAGACUGAACCUGCUCACCUGUCAGGUUAAACCCAACGUAGAGGACAAGAAGUGCUUUGACCUCAUCUCACACAACCGAACGUACCAUUUCCUGGCUGAGGAUGAAGCUGAGUGUGUGGCGUGGAUCUCAGUGCUCAGUAACAGCAAACAAGAGGCUCUGAGCAUGGCUCUGGAUGGUACCCAGAGACGGGGUGGAGGGGGUGAGAGCAGCGUGGAUGAUCUGACCCGCGCCAUCACCGAUGACAUCCGGCGGAUGCCAGGAAACAACAACUGCUGUGACUGCGGUGCUCCAGAUCCUGGAUGGCUUUCAACAAACCUUGGCAUCCUGACCUGUAUCGAGUGCUCAGGGAUCCACAGGGAGAUGGGCGUCCACGUCUCCCGGAUCAAGUCUUUGAGCCUGGACAGCCUGGGGACCUCCGACCUGCUGCUGGCCAGGAAUGUUGGGAACUCUGGUUUUAACGAAAUAUUGGAGGGGAAUCUGCUGAGUCCAUCGCAGAAGCCCUCCCAGCACAGCCACAUGACAGAGCGCAAGGACUUCAUCCUGUCAAAGUACCAGGAUGUUAACUUUGUGAGGCGGAGCAGCAAUUCUGCCUCAACACUACGACUCGGCCUUCAGGAGGCAACCAAGAGCUGUGACAUCUACUUGCUAAUCCAGCUGUACGCUCAGAGGGCGGAGCUUAGCCAGUCACUGCACACACACAUACAGGAGAAGGGUGAGACGGCGCUCCAUUUAGCCGUUCUAUUGGCUGAUAGAACGUCGCUGCACAUCUUGGACUUCCUGGCUCAGAACUGCUCCAACGUAGAUGCACAAACAUCAUCAGGAAACACGGCGCUGCACUAUAGCUGCCUGCACAACAAGAGCGACUGUGUGAAGCUGCUGCUGAGAGCCCGGGCCAACACACACAUAAAGAACGAGCUGGGGGAAACUCCUCUGGAUGUGAGCCGUCGGCUGAAGCAUAGCGACUGUGAGGCAUUGCUGCAACAGAUCCAGUCUGACCAGUUUGACCAUCACGUCCAUGUGGAAUACGAGUGGAGGCUUCGCCAAGACGAUCUGUAUGACAGCGAUGAUGACUUCGAUGACAAGAACGGUCCCGUCAAGAAGGAGCGGUCUUCCUCUUCCUCAUCGUCUUCUGUCUUCACCCCCUCGUUCUCUUUCUCCUCCCGUCCUUUCAGCUUUAGUCAGUCCUCCACCUCCUCCACCACCUCCCCCCCUGUCAUUCUAUCCUCCUCUGGAGGACCAGGUGGAGGUCUGCUCAGUGUGGGGAGGAGACUCGCCAUGGCCAUGGACCUUCACAGCCGCCCAGCUGGCUCCAACCCCAGCCCUCCCCCUCCUCCUCCAUCCUCUCCCGCCCCCCCACUGCCACCACGGGUCAAAGCUCCCACUGUUCCCCCUCCUCCACCUCCUCCUGGAGGCGAUGGAGUGAGGGAAGAUGAGGAGGAAGAGGGUGAGGUUUUCUUAACCACCACAGGAAGCAGAAAGACUCCUCCUCCUAUCACUGUCCGACACAAGAGGACCUGCUCUGAGUCUAAUAAGCACGAUUAUGGGUUGUCAACCAGUCCUAGGAUCUACAGCGGUCCAGACUCCUCCUUCAAAAGACCAUCUUCUCCUCUGAGUUUGCUGCCUGAACGACCUGACAGAGGUUUUCGACGGACGGAAAGCGAAAAUAGCUCCUCACACUUUCUCCAUCCGGCCAGCAAAGCUCCGCAGAACGGAUCUCCUAUCAAUCAGCGGUCUCAGAGCUUUGAGAGUGAUAGCAGAGGCCCCGCCCCUCAGCCGCUUCCUCGCAGAUCAUUGCCUCGGGGGGCAGCCAGCUGCCGGGCUCAGGCGCUGUAUGACUGCCAGGCGGACCACCAUGAUGAGCUGAGCUUCUCUGAGGGUCAGGUCCUGGUGGUCCUGGGACAGGAGGACAGUGAUUGGUGGCAUGGUUACGUAGAAGAUGAACCCGACCAGAAAGGUCUGUUCCCAUCCUCCUUCGUCCAGCUGCUCUCUGAUUGAUGUCAACCAGGUCCAGAUCUUCAGGUCAGCACAAACCCAGAUCAGGUCAGAGGUUCCAGAAACAGAACCUGGUGCUAAUGAGAACCAGACCAGAUCACCACACCUGAUAGGUGCUGCACCAGGGCUGCGAGGAUCAUCCAGCCACUGUUGUCACAACCACCACAGGUCUUUCUUUUUUGUUUGUUUGUUUGUUUUGGGUAACCAUGGAGACGUAAAAGCCAGAGGACAGCAUUGACUUGAAGCCUGCAGUUCGUCCCUGAUGUCCUUAUUUAUCUAUAUCUAUCUUAUUUAACAUAAAAAGUUAGUUUAAAAUCUCUGAAGCAGCUGGCUUUUAUUUUCAGGUUGAGAUGACAACCUUUCUCCAUUCAAGCUUAUUUAUUUUUCCUUAUGUGUUGAUUCUGUGAAAAAGUCGUAGAACCAGCAAACACUGUCAGAUGUCAGACUCAUUUUCCAAAGGAAACUUCAGACCAAAGGUCUAAAUUCCUGUAAAAUCUGUCUUUAGAACAGAAUAAGUUAAAAAAGAAACCUGAUGAGUUGAAGCCUGGAAUUAAAAUUCAUCUGAUGCCUCCAGCUGCCUUUGAGUCGCCAUCACACCUCAGAGGAAACAGUUUUGCUGCAGAAUUAGUUUAGAAAUGGUCUUGUUAACAUAUGAAUAUUUGUCUCAUAAGAAAACUGUCAAACAGUUCUACAGAAAUGCUGGCAUAUCAGCCAGUGACAAGACAAGAACUGCAUAAAUCCUGGAGUACAAGUCCGUCUGAGCCAAUGGAAAUGUACUUCAUGUAAAAACCAUUGUAUUUUUUGAACGAGGGAAUGUGAUUCGUGUUUAAGAGCACAAGUAAAGUGAAAAUGAUUCCUUUUGUUCAGCUAUACAUUAAUUCAUGGCAGUUUCUGUUUUCCCAAGUUAUAAAUGAUUUGCAACAUUUGGAAUAAAACAUCAACCAGAUCAUUCGGAACAAGAACUACGAUGUUUGAAAUGUGACAAACAGCAGACAUGGUGCCCGUCUGAUUGUAUGUUUUGUAAGCCGAAGAUUUUAGCGUAUUUUGUUGUAUUAUUUAUAUUUUGUAAAAAAAAACAACAACCACAUUUCUCUAAUUAUUAAUUCUGUAUAGCACUUACAUGUUUGAAACAAAUGAAUUCAGCGAAUGACACUGAGCAUACGGUACGUGUUGAGAUGCAUAGAUGUGUGUGCAGAAAAAAAAACCCUACAAGCAGUUUUCUCUAAAUGAAUGCAGCUCAACAACAUGAUGAAAGAUCUGCUGUCAAAUCAUCUUUCUUACCUUCAGACAGAAAAAAGAUUAAACUUGACUGAAUAUUA